GUCAGUCUCCAGGUGCUGGUGCCAGCCUUUCCCUGGUGAAUGAGGCACAGUAUCUUCUGGUGAACACAUCAAGUGUUACGGAGCUUCAGCAGCAGCUAAAUGCCAGUGAUGAACAAGGAAAAGCGGAGUCAUUCUCCAUGAAAAAUCUCAUCUCCCGUUUCCGUGCCAAUAUCAUUACCGAAGGAGCUAGGGCUUUUGAAGAAGAGAAGUGGGAUGAGAUUUCAAUUGGCUCCUUGCAUUUCCAGGUUCUGGGACCUUGUCACAGGUGCCAGAUGAUUUGUAUUGACCAGCAAACUGGGCAGCGGAACCAGGAUGUUUUCCAGAAGCUUUCUGAGAGUCGGGGGAGGAAGGUGAACUUUGGUGUGUACCUGAUGCACUCGUCCUUGGAUUUAUCUUCUCCAUGCUUCCUGUCAGUGGGAUCUGAGGUGUUCCCUGUGUUGAAAGAGUGUGGAGCGUCCUGAUUUGCCUGCUUCCUGGAAACACCCGAGAGCAUUAAAGUUUCUCUCUACAA
Psammomys obesus (fat sand rat) is the source of this 511-nucleotide messenger RNA. RefSeq names its product molybdenum cofactor sulfurase-like. NCBI's taxonomy places the organism in Eukaryota, Metazoa, Chordata, Mammalia, Rodentia, Muridae. Gene Ontology annotation, molecular function: molybdenum ion binding; catalytic activity; pyridoxal phosphate binding. The record is from RefSeq and is a predicted model, not a curated record.